AACCGACUGCGCCCGAUCCUUUAAUGCGAUCUUUCCUUUCUAUGAGACCUCUUUCACUUGCAACACAGCCGUCUCUACAUCAUGACACCUUGGUAGGACGAUGGUCGCCACGAUUUUCUGAUCCCCAACUGAUAUCGACCUUCGAAGACAGGAAACCGCCGAUCCAGAGAGUUCAACAGAGACACUGAAGACAGGCCCCAACGGGGUCAAGGGUGCUACCGGAAUGCCUGCGCUUCUCCUCCGGUCGCACCUCAAGGUCGUCCGGGGCUUCUCUCGACGAUCGAAUCUAUAUCGCAAUCCACAACGCCAACAGUCCUCAACCGCAGCAACGCCCCAUCCACCCGCGAACCCUAAGACUGCAGCGCAAGGCGAUCCCUUAGCACAGAUAGAGACACAUUCGGUGCCGCGUGUUAGCCAACAAGGACCCAAGCCGGAAAUCCCCAUUCCCGUGCCGAGCAUCGUUCCUCCGCCGCCAUUUUGGCAACGUUUGGGACCGCUAACUCGCGCGGUACAAGCGUAUGGGCGGGCGCAGCGCGCCCGUCCGUGGGUCACCCAGGUCGCUAGUACCCUGGUUGUGUAUCUCUGCGCUGACUUUGGGGCUCAGUGGAUCUCGCGCGGUGGAAUAGAUGAAGUUGACAAUGAAGUGAAGGGGCAAGGGACCGGUGCGAAAAAGGAUCACGAAAUCACGACAGAAGCAGGGAGAAAACAUGACUGGGCGCGCACUGCUAGAUCAUUGGCUAUUGGGGGCACGGCUGCUAUUCCUGGCUACAUGUGGUGAGUUCGACCUGAUCGGUUUUAUCCUCUCGUUUGGUGCUUGGAAGAGAUCCUAUGCGCCAAAGGCUGCUGCUAAUAACUAUAUCUGUGGACAGGUUUACAUUCCUCUCUCGCUCGUUCAACUAUUCCUCCAAAGUUCUCUCCAUCGGCAUCAAGGUUACUGUGAAUCAACUUCUGUUCACGCCACUCUUUAACGUGUAUUUCUUUGGAGCGCAGUACGUUUUA
Molecule: messenger RNA, 999 nt
Organism: Xylaria bambusicola
Lineage: Eukaryota; Fungi; Ascomycota; Sordariomycetes; Xylariales; Xylariaceae
Exons: 1
Coding region: 224-778 (184 amino acids)
Source: RefSeq, a predicted model, not a curated record